GUCCGUUGUAACCGUCCCUGAAGGAGGAUGGCGCGUCCGCCGAUCCGAGUCCCCAGAGGAAGCGCGUGCUUGUGGAUGAGCUCACGGGAGCCCUCCUCCUCGCGUGCCGAGGAAGGUUGCGUGCGAAAGACGCAAGGGGGGUGGGGGUCAAUGAGAUUCAAUCCGCCACCUGCAAUAGGAGUACGCUUAAAAGGCAGCCCUGCCCUGUCACUGCAUUUAAGCAUCUCAAUCAAGCCCGUUUUACAGCUGCAUCUCUUCCCAGAGCAUUGUGCAGCUACAUUUGCAUUGAUCCUGAAGCUUUUGUGACUUUAACAACAUUUUGGACCAGAUAGCUGAACUACACUUUGUUUACAUUUGAAUUACUGGACAUUUCAAACGAUUUAGAUGAUGAUUCCACCGGGAGAGUGUCUGUACGCUGGUCGAAAGAGAAGGAAACCCGUCCAAAAACAAAAGCAGUCCGUGGCGAGCGUGAAAACCAACCCGUCGAAGAGGCACCGGGACCGGCUCAACGCGGAGCUGGACCGGCUGGCCAGCAUGCUGCCCUUCAGCCCCGACGUCAUCUCCAAGCUGGACAAGCUGUCGGUGCUACGCCUGGCCGUGUCCUACCUCAAGGUCAAAAGCUUCUUCCAAGUCAUCCAGGAGAAGCCGAGCCAGGGGCUCAGGUCGGAGUGUCCCCCAGGUCACACACCGCCAGCCGGGCCACCCCCGCACCCCCACGGCCGCGGCCUCCCCGGCCCUCCCCUGGCCCCCGGCCCCCUGCUGGCCCCCCGCCCCGUGGAGAGCGACAUGCUGCUGGAGUGUCUGACCGGCUUCGCCCUGGUGAUCACCAGUGACGGGCUCAUCUUCUACGCCUCCGCCAGCAUCGUGGACUACCUGGGCUUCCACCAGACGGACGUGAUGCACCAGAAAGUGUUUGACUACAUCCACGUGGAGGAGCGCCAGGAGCUCCGCCGGCAGCUCCACUGGGCCAUGAGCCCGCCCGCCUCCCAGAGCUCCUCCCUCCAGCCGGCCGGGGACCCCGGAGCAACAGAUGGGUGCAAUGCACUGGACAUGCCUACUCUGACUGACACAGGGGAGGAGUUCUUGGUGGGCAGUCUGUUCAGCGUCAAGGAGCCCGACGGCGUUCCGUCAGAACUGACGUCCUUCCUGACUCGCUGCUUCAUCGCCCGCGUCCGCUGUCUGCUGGACAGCACCUCCGGCUUCCUGAGCAUGCAGUUCCAGGGCAGCCUGCGCUUCCUGCAGGGCCAGAAGAGGAGGACGGAGUCCGGGGCUCUGCUGCCGCCCCAGCUGGCUCUGUUCUGCGUGGCCGUGCCCCUGGCCGCGCCCUCGGGCACGGAGCUCCGGCUGAAGGGCGUGGCCGGCCGCAGCAAGUCCAAGGGGCCCGCGGGCGACAGCCCGGACAGCAGUGACAGGAAGCCGCCCUCCUCGCGGGGAUCAGGUGACAGCAGUGACUUCCUGCUCCCCAACUGGAGCGCCGGCCCCCCGGGGCCCCGGGCCGAGCCGUGCCCCCGCCACGGCGCCUGGUCGCCGCUCCCCAGAGCCCCCGGCCUGCGGUGCCGCGGCGGGGGGCUCUACCCCCAGGAGGAGCCCCUCGACUUCUGCCUGUCCUCCCCGGGGGGCGGGCCCAAAGCCCCGCCCCCGCCGCCCGGGGACCCCCUCCCCUACUGGGACCCCGCCCGGAGCCAGCAGGGUAGGUUCCCCGCCCCCCCCCAGGGCAGGCAGGGCUGCGGGGUCCGGGGGGGCUCCAACGGGGGGUGCACACAGCGGGGGGUCCCCGACCCCGCGGAGAGGUACGGCGGGGGGGGUGGAGGGCUUCGGCGGCCUGCUGCUGCCCGAGCCCCCCGCCGUCAAGACGGAGGAGGAGGACCCGGACCCGGGGGGCCGCGGCGGCCGGCGGCCGUACGGCGACGCGUGGGAGAAGCAGCCCUACGCCGUCCCGGCCGCCGUGUACCCCGAGCACCACCCCCACCACCACCACCCCCCCGCCCACCAGGUCAAGACCGAGGAGGACUUCUACCACCCCUACAGCCCCUGCCAGAGGGCCAAGGGCUGCAGCGGGGCCCCCGCCCUCAGCCCCCCCGCCAGCGGACCCCUCAACGGGCAUCACAAGUACCUGUACGCCGCCGCCGUGACCCGGCUCUCCUCCAGGUCCCUGUACGCCGGCCCCUUCUCCGGCCCGGGGCCGACUACGGGGGCCGGGCGAUCGAGGCGGACAAGCUGGAGUACCUGGAGCUCAGGGGGGGGGCGCUGGCGGCCAUCAAGAGGGAGCCGCUGGACUCGCCCCCCUGGUCGGACGGCCACAGGGGGGACGGGGGCCAGCCGGCCUUCUGUGGCCUCAACGCUCUGGGGAGGACACCCCACCAGUACAUCUACAUGCAGUAG
Messenger RNA from Gadus macrocephalus (Pacific cod), 2382 nucleotides. RefSeq names its product aryl-hydrocarbon receptor repressor b (gene ahrrb). Gene Ontology annotation, cellular component: aryl hydrocarbon receptor complex; nucleus. The record is from RefSeq and is a predicted model, not a curated record. Lineage: Eukaryota; Metazoa; Chordata; Actinopteri; Gadiformes; Gadidae. Bases 385 to 2382 code for a protein of 665 amino acids. Gene Ontology annotation, molecular function: protein dimerization activity; transcription cis-regulatory region binding; nuclear receptor activity. The transcript is spliced from 11 exons. Gene Ontology annotation, biological process: regulation of transcription by RNA polymerase II.